Molecule: messenger RNA, 1410 nt
Organism: Didymodactylos carnosus
Lineage: Eukaryota; Metazoa; Rotifera; Eurotatoria; Philodinida; Philodinidae
Source: the annotation of a GenBank genome assembly
AUGUCCAAAGAACUGUAUUUUACAAACAAAGAAACUGGUGAACAGUAUCCUCUGGGCGGUUUUCGCCCAUCGUCAAAACCGUCAACAGCCAAAAAGUUUUCGUCCAUUCCAAAAUUUGGGUGUGCAGAAAUACCCAAAAAAGUGGAUUUACGUGAGAUGAUGACACCAGUUGAAAGUCAAGGAACUUUACAAUCAUGUCUUUAUCUUUGUAGUGUUGGAAAUGCUUUAGCCGGUGCGUAUGAAUUUUUGAUUAAAAAAAACAGCAGUAAACAUGUUGAUGUUAGUCGUUUGUUUAUUUAUUACAAUGCUCGAGUUAAAGAGGGAAAUUGCUACGAGGAUGGCGGAACAACAAUUGUGGCAGCUGUCGAAGCACUAGAACAGCUUGGCUGUUGUAAGGAAGAAACAUGGCCUUAUGAUCCAAGCAUGGUCGGUCAAGAACCAUCGAAACAAGCUUACGAAGAAGCUAUGAGAUAUCGUGUAUCCGAGAAGCUAUCCGUCGAUACAGAAUUAAACACCAUGAAAGCGUGUCUCGCUCGGGGCUUUCCGUUUGUGUUUGGAAUUCAGUUAUUUGAAUCGUUUGGCCAAGCAGAUGACCCUGAAACGAAGGGAAGGGUUCCUCUACCCGGAGAGAAUGAAAAAGAGGGUUCGAAUGGUCAUGGAUGGCACGCAAUGUUAGCCGGUGAUAAAGGCUACUGUUAUAUUCCGUAUGAUUACAUGGCCAAUAAAGAUCUUUGUUUGGAAGCGCAUGCUGUUCGAGCCGUGAGAAGAGACGACGCUCAGACAGUACAAUCAAAUGCACUACCAUAUCCGACAACAGCGCCUGUUUGGAAAGGCACUUCUGCCCCACCGUUUUUACCCAUUCUUCCAUCGAAUUGGGGAUGGAAUGCAAUGGACACCACCGAUAUUUACGGGUGGGACAAGAACAAGAACUUAGCCGAUACCAACUACGCAAUUGAAGCAAAAAAGACAGAAGAAACAGAGAAGCAACCACAAACCUCAAAUGGUCCACACAUUCUGUGGGUUGAUAGUGAGAAGGUAAAAGAAGAUCCGCUCUGUCGACAUCUAAAAGCCGAAAGUGGUGUUAACAUUACGUUUUGUGACACAAUCGCGAUGGCUGAACAAUAUUUAUCUAAAAAUAUUCAGUACAUUAAAAACUGUCGACCAUUUCAAAUUAUUUGUCGUGGCUAUUAUCAGUCGGAAAACAGAAAUCCACUUAAUAUGUUAGACCUAAUUGAUGAAAACCAAAUUUCUUCGACACCGAUUGUUGUUUACACGAGAGAUAAAAGUGGUGUUGAGAGAUGGUUGGCGCAAUCGCCAACUCAAGCUUGGCGACAGCGAUUAUUCAUAACGGAUGACGGAGAACAAGCAUUCAACUAUAUUAAAAAGGGUUGGAAGUCCGGUACAUCAUGA